UGUGGGAGUGAAGGGGUCGGUGACGUAAACUUCAAAGUGUGACUGCUUUGAUCAAAUAUUUAAAUUGUUAUUUUCAAAGUAUAUGUCCUUAAAUUAAAUGAUAUCACUUAAUAGUUGUCUUAUCACGUGAUAUAAUGUAGAGGACACCGGAAGUAGAUAGUGAAAUUGAGCUUUUAUGAUGUGAAACCGUAGGCCUAGAUCCUCUUGGCUGAUUUCGUUAAUGUACUGAUAGUGUUAUAAUGUAAACAUGAAGUUUUCUUUUAUCAUUUUACGUGUUAUUAUGUAUUUAUUUUACUUGAAUUCGCUGGAUUAGUUUCGAAUACUAAAUUUAUGGUUGUUAAUGAGAGUUCGUGGUCUUCAAGGUCAGCACCAGCAAGGCAUGAUUUCAAGAUGUUCACUACAUAAAACCAAAAUAAGAAGCUUUUAUAAGAACUUCAACAUCUGAUUAUGGGGGAAGCCUUGCGUCAGAGUAGUUCUUUGUUUGAGCUAAAUGUUACAAUUGUAUCUGCAAAGCUCAAUUCAACAAGUGUCCUCUUUAAACCGAGCCCAUAUGUGGAACUUAGUGUUGAUGGUGGUGUACCUGUUAAAACAGAGUAUAGCAAAAAUACAUGUAAUCCAAAAUGGGAUGAACAGUUUCCAAUACUCGUGACACCAUACUCCAAAUUACACUUUAGAGUUCUGAAUCACAGUUCUCUAAUGAAGGAUGGUCUCCUAGGAGAAGGUUCCAUAGAUUUAUACAAGUUGCUUGUGAAACAUGAAGGAAAAUUGGAGAAAUUACCAUGUCCUGUUGAGUUAAACACCAACUGUAAGACAGGAAGGUCAUCCAGUCAUCUUGUUACUGUUAUAGAUGGCUUGCAUAUAGAUUUAACAAGAUUUCCCUUAAGAGGUCAUUCAGAAAGUCUUAAUAAUGAUGUUAAUCACACAGAUGAAAGCCAUUCCAGUGUUAGUUUCCGACCAAAUAAUCGCUCACAAAGACUUUCUGCCACUGAUGAUCCUAGUAGUUCUUAUAUUUCCAAUAAUGUAAGUGGUGGUGUAAGGAUUCGAACUCGUCGAACAAACAACCACAAUCCUGCCUCACCUAGUGGAAAUGUGUCACCAGCUAAUGGGCUGUCCCCAAAUAGUGGUGUCCGCAGGCUUCAGAAUGACAAUCGACACCAGUCGCUUCCUGCAAUUGUUAAUGAUUCUACAAUAUCUCCGUCUGUUGUAUCUCCUGAUGCUAGUGGAUCACAAGGCUUGCCUUCCUUUGCAAUAACUGUCAACAACACUGUACCUUCAGCAAGACCAUCAACUUCAAUAGGAGCAGCUAAUAUGAAUGGAGCCUUACCAAGUGCAUCAAGUGCAACUAGUCAAGCGCCUCAGACUGCACAGCCACAAUCAUCACAACGAUCAAAUAAUCAACGGCAAGCAAAUAAUUCUGAGGAAGAAACUUUGCCUUUAGGGUGGGAAGUUAGAUUUGAUCAGUAUGGUAGAAAAUAUUAUGUUGAUCAUAAUACUCGAAGUACUACAUGGGAAAGACCUCAGCCUUUACCUCCUGGGUGGGAAAUGCGUCGAGAUAACAGAGGAAGAGUCUACUAUGUUGAUCAUAAUACACGGACUACUACAUGGCAAAGACCAACUGCAGAAAGUGUAAGAAAUUAUCAGCACUGGCAGUCACAUCAAGCUCAAGCUAUGCAGCAGUGUCAACAGAGGUUCCUAUAUCAUACUCCAGUACAGGUUGAAGAUGAUGAUCCUUUGGGUCCGCUUCCUGAAGGAUGGGAAAAACGUGUGGAUCCUAAUGGGAGAGUUUAUUUUGUUAAUCAUAAAAACAAAACUACACAAUGGGAGGAUCCUCGAACUCAAGGGUUAGAGGACCCUCUGCCUCCUGGUUGGGAGAUAAAACGAACUCCUGAGGGAUUGAAGUAUUUUGUUGACCAUAACACAAAAACCACAACUUUUGUUGACCCCCGACAACCUUAUGCUGCCAAAGGACCUAAGGGAGCUUAUGGAGUGCCUGUAGCUUAUGAGCGAAAUUUCAAAUGGAAGCUCACACAGUUUCGAUAUUUGUGCCAUUGCAAUGCCUUACCAAGUCACAUAAAAAUAACAGUUUCAAGACAAAACAUUUUUGAAGACUCAUUUUCUCAGAUCAUGAGGGUUCCUCCACAUGAACUCAGACGAAGGUUGUUCAUUACAUUCAGAGGCGAAGAAGGACUUGAUUAUGGAGGUAUUGCUAGGGAGUGGUUUUUCCUUUUAUCACAUGAAGUCUUAAAUCCUAUGUAUUGCUUAUUUGAAUAUGCUGGGAAGAAUAACUAUAGCCUUCAAAUAAACCCAGCAUCAUCUGUUAAUCCAGACCAUCUUCUGUACUUCAGGUUUAUUGGUCGGUUCAUAGCAAUGGCAUUAUUUCAUGGAAAAUUCAUAUAUAGUGGCUUCACAUUACCAUUUUACAAGAGAAUGCUAGGAAAGAAAUUAACUAUGAAAGAUAUAGAAUCCAUUGAUCCUGAAUUCUAUAACUCACUUGUUUGGAUAAAAGAAAAUAAUAUAGAAGAAUGUGGCUUAGAGUUGUAUUUUAGUGUUGAUUUUGAAAUCCUUGGUCAAAUUCAAUCACAUGAAUUAAAACCUGGUGGUGGAGAAUUGCGUGUUACUGAGGAAAACAAAGAUGAGUAUUUGAGGUUGAUGACUGAUUGGCGAUUCUCUCGUGGUCAAGAAGAACAAACAAAAUCAUUCCUGGAUGGAUUUAAUGAAGUUUUGCCACUAGAAUGGCUACAUUAUUUUGAUGAGAGGGAAUUGGAGCUGAUGCUGUGUGGUAUGCAAGAAAUUGACAUUGAAGAUUGGCAACGUAAUACUAUUUACAGACAUUAUACACGUACUGGGAAACAAAUAAUAUGGUUUUGGCAGUUCGUGAGAGAAAUGGAUAAUGAAAAACGAGCUCGCUUGUUGCAGUUUGUAACAGGUACUUGCCGAGUACCAGUUGGUGGCUUUGCAGAACUAAUGGGAAGCAAUGGCCCACAACGCUUUUGUAUUGAAAAAGUUGGUAAAGAGACUUGGCUUCCAAGGAGUCACACGUGCUUUAAUCGUCUUGAUCUCCCUCCUUACAAAAGUUACGAGCAGCUUGUUGAAAAAUUGACAUAUGCAAUUGAAGAAACUGAAGGUUUUGCACAAGAAUAAGUGGAAGCUAAUUAUCUUUUUUAAUUUCAUCUAAAAUGUCUUCCGAAAGAAAAUGUGAUGCCUCUGAAAGUAGUAUGAUAACUAAGUUUAAAAACUGUUUGCCACUUGAAAAGAUAUGGCUGCUUCUCUUUGCUCAUCAUCAGUAAACUGCAGAGGCAUGCCAAGGCUUGCAAAGAAUUUCACUGUCAUUGAAGAUGACAAGCACGAUGACAUACAUGUAAUAUGUAAUGGAUCUGUGGUUAUUUCUAAGAUGCCAUGGUGAAAUAUUUUAUUAUAAUUAUCUCAAGAUGGGUAAUUUUCAACUUUAAUUCUCAGAAGCAAGUUGAUUUAGGUGCAGUGUGAGACAAUAAAUGCUAUGAUGAAUGCCUUUGGCUUCGUAUAGCAUUUAGGUAACAUAUCUGUAAUUUAUCUGAAAUCAAUAAUAUAUUGACAUUCCGAAGUUACCUAUAUCUUGGUUCAUUUUAAGACCUAUUCUGUAAAUUAAAAGGAAAUAUAAUCAUGGAUCAAAAGAUCAGAAGCUGCAAUUGUAUAAGACAGCAACUGCUUGUAUUAUUCUGUAAAAUUAUGUAAUAAAUAUAUUCUUUUCCUGAUACA
Molecule: messenger RNA, 3735 nt
Organism: Stegodyphus dumicola
Lineage: Eukaryota; Metazoa; Arthropoda; Arachnida; Araneae; Eresidae
Gene: Su(dx)
Product: WW domain containing E3 ubiquitin protein ligase suppressor of deltex
Biological process (GO): proteasome-mediated ubiquitin-dependent protein catabolic process; protein ubiquitination
Cellular component (GO): cytoplasm
Molecular function (GO): ubiquitin protein ligase activity; protein binding
Source: RefSeq, a predicted model, not a curated record